Messenger RNA from Ostrinia nubilalis (European corn borer), 1969 nucleotides. RefSeq lists its product as uncharacterized. The coding region runs from base 368 to 1126 and encodes 252 amino acids. The transcript has 2 exons. Gene Ontology annotation, molecular function: DNA binding. The record is from RefSeq and is a predicted model, not a curated record. Lineage: Eukaryota; Metazoa; Arthropoda; Insecta; Lepidoptera; Crambidae.
UUUAGUUCCGUCCUUUAAGUGCCAGCUACUAUCACGUGUAGUAUUAAGUAUUGAGGCGGCAACUACAUUGUCAAGCAAAACAUGCAAUACGUACUUACAAUAACUGUAAGUAACUGACUGACUCAGCAGCCGGCCGGUUAAGCCAGUUUUGUAGUCCCCUCCUCGCGUCUCCCCUCCCUUACAUUGCAUGCCAGUCAACUUACGCAAGCGCAGUUCAGGCAUGCAAUCUGGCAAGAGGGGCGGGGGCUUGAUACUGCAUGCCAAGGAAUGUGUGAACGCACGCGAUAGCUCCGGGCAUGCUAGUAGCUGGCUCACUGCCGUCGUUUGCGAACGUGUGUUGUGAUUAAACAAAACCUAAUUAGUAAUCAUGCCACGAUGGGGAGACGAAAAGACUAUCAAGUUCAUACGAUUAUACAAAGAUCACGAAUGUCUUUGGAAUUCGGGCAACCCAGCGCUUUAUAAAAACAAACAAGCACGUGACAAUGCCUACAUGCAAAUUAUAGAUGAAAUGAAUGAGUUUGACAUGACCAUCCAGGAUGUGAAGAACAAAAUAAAAGGUUUGCGAAGUACCUACCACCAAGAACUGAAUAAAAUUAAGAAUUCCAAAAGUUCUGGAGCCGUGGAAAGUGAUGUUUAUAAACCUAGUUUGAAGUGGUUUGGAGAAAUUGAUUUUUUAAAAGAUACUUUUCAAAAGACAAUAUGUUUCGAGAUACAACAGGCUUCUCCUCAAACAAGUAUCGAAACACUCAAGCGAGAGCGGCCUUCUUCUGAAAGUUCUGAAGCACUGGAACAACCUCAGAAGUCUCCUCGUAUAAGUGAAGCACUCGAACCACAAUCACAUUCCAGUCAAAAACAUUCAAAUAAGCGAUACCGAAUGGUUGCAAGAAAAAGAAUUCAGAAUAGAACAAAAUGUGCAGAACCUCACAAUGAAAUUAUUAAUUCAUUGCAAAGACUGGAAAAAAAUAUCACAACGGUAGACUAUAAAGACGAGUUUUAUUAUUUUGGUCAAAGUGUGGCAGCACAGUUAAGAUCGUUGCCAUUAAGUAAUGCAAUGGAAAUGGAAUCGAAAAUUCAAAUGUUGUUGUCCACGGAGAGAUGUCAGUUACUACAAAAUGAUUUAUCCUAGGAAGAGCAUUCAGAGCAAUGAACUUUCAAUUUGGUUAAUUUUAGGCUCUUCCAAAAGUUCCAACUCUACAUAAUGCACGUUCUUCUUUCAUUUAUCUCAACCUAAUUAGUAGUGCAGUCAAUUUUUUGAUGAUGUGUUCUUUGAGUUUUAAUGUAGGUACUCUACUCAAGUCUUGAAUAAAAAUCAUAAUAAUACCUACAUAAGAAAACUGUUUUUCUUUCAUAUGUAAAAGAAAACUGAACCGCUUUAUAAAUAUCGCAAGUAGGUAGCAGUAGUGAAGUGAGCACAGCUACUUAGUAAAAUAUGUACCUAUAAUAUUUACUGAACCUGUUGCACUACGCACUACGGACCUGAACACGACUGUACGGAUGUGAUGCUAAUGUGCGAUUGAGGAUGCUGUGCUAACCCUUGAUAAUUUGAGAACCGGCCGUAAAUUAUUAUUAUGCCCGGUUCUGCAAUACCAAACCGAUUUCAGACGUGAUAACUCAUCAGAUGUUUUUUAUCUUGAUAUCUGGGAGUCAAUAUCUCAAUACCUAUCGUUAUUUUACUAGCAGACAUACACCUGUUUAUAAUUACCUAACCUUGAAAAUAUUUUAAUGAUAAAAGUGUAGCUUUACUCCGUCUGAAGAUACGAUGAAGACAAUGAUAUCGCAAAAAUCGAGUACUUUUUUCUUAUUAUAAUUUAUUUAUGUGUGAAAAAGAUUUUUGGUUAAUUAAAUCUCUAUUUAUUUUGUGAGUUAGCAAAUAAUAAUGGAUAUUGUAACAAUAACUUUAUGGAUAAAAUAUAGAUAUUGUUAAUAAUUAACUAUGGAUAUUGUCAUGUAAAGUCAAUUUUGGCUGGUC